Heterobilharzia americana is the source of this 1281-nucleotide messenger RNA. The record is from the annotation of a GenBank genome assembly. NCBI's taxonomy places the organism in Eukaryota, Metazoa, Platyhelminthes, Trematoda, Strigeidida, Schistosomatidae.
AUGAUUGGCAAUGGAACAUUUCUUAGUUUACCAGAGAUAAAUCAUAAUCUUCAUCAUAAUGUCAGUCCAGAGAACGUAUCUUGUUCUGAAAAUCGAACAUUUCAGCUGUUUGACUUAUGGACAGUAAUGGAUUUAGCCAAUAAAGCUGUUGACCUCGAGGAAACGAUGAAUUCCAAUGUAAACCAUCUUGAAUAUGUUGUCAGACACUUGGAAGAUGCUCUUGUUAUUCGACAAAGGCGAAAGCGUUGUCGCAAGAAUAACAGCUCCAUUUCAGUUGUUCAGACCUCUGUAUCUAGUCCAGCUAGUACAAAUGAACAAUGGAUAAAUAAAGAUAACUCUUGGUAUUCAAUUCUCCCGCUCACAAUAACCCACAGCACUUUACGUUUUCAAUUCAACGGGACAGUUAUUUUAUUGGCUAGGUUUUUAGGUCAAACGACAAUAUUUUUUGGACCACAACUCUUAACUGACCUGUUAGCUGGUACACACUGGUAUCAAAGUGGAAAUUUUCCCCGCGUUACAUUCUGUGAUUUGGAUAUGCGAAGAAUGGGAAGUAAUUAUCAUCGAUAUACCCUACAGUGUGUCUUAGGCAUAAACAUGUUUAAUGAGAAAAUCUUCAUUUUUCUUUGGUUCUGGUUUACUGGCAUAACACUAAUGAACGUACACAGCUUCCUACAUUGGUGUUGUAGAUCGACUUUUCAAACAAGUAGAGCAUGCUUCAUAAGAAAUUUAUUGUUCAAUAAAGCUCAGAAUGCUGGUGAUACCAAAGCCUCAGAUGGAACACAGCAUGCUGAAUGUCAGUCAACAGGUCAUCAGUCAUCAACACGCACGACUCAUUCCAUACCUUCAGACAUCAAUCAGGAACAAUUAUCAUUAGCUGAUAAAAAAGCUUCAGCUUUUUUCACUGAGCUUGUGAACGCUACAUCAAAGUAUUCACGUACAACAAAGAAAUCAAUACCGAGUACUGAAAGAACACAGGAUGUUACUCCGAUCAAUGCAACACAGGUGUCUGAUAUUGUUCAAACUCCACCUAUUCCAGAAAGAAUGGAUAAAAUUAGGCAUGCUGAGGGAGUAAAUCCAUCCACAUCAUCUUUUAGUGAAUCAGACCGUAUUAUUCGAGUAAGAGCAAUGAAUAUUGCAAAUGCAGCAGGAGAAAUCAGUCAGUGUUCACGAACUUCACAAUCACAGUCUACAUAUAGUUCUGGCAAUUUUUUUAACAGUCACUAUGAUCACUGUUCACAUUCCGAUAGAAAUUCGUCAAUAAUUCAGGCAUCCGAAUUUUAA